AAUUGUACUACCAUAAUCUUUGUUAGCCUACAUUAAUAAUAACAAGACUGUCACCCUCACAAGACACAGCGACGGAGUUACAGUAAAACACACAGUCACACACAAAAACUGCGUGCGUGAGAAAGAUAACACUUAUUUAAUCUUCAAAAAUCCUUCUUUUUAAACAACCCUUUUCAGUUUUUAUUAAAAUCCCAUAAUCCAAUCCAGUUUUCCAAAUUACAGGAUAACUUGAUAAAAUAGCGACCUUUUCUGCAACAAUGGUGGUGGGUUUAUUCCUCAAUCAUGGCGUUGUAGAGUAACUUUUCUAAAUUAGAGGAGGCUAAACUUAUAGAAAGGAAAAGGAAUUGAAGGGCAGUGACAGAAAUUGUUCUGGAUUGUAUAAUGAGAACGAUUUGUGAUAUAUGUGAGAACGCUGCCGCUGCUGUGUUUUGUGCGGCGGAUGAGGCAGCCCUUUGUCCUCCUUGUGACGAGAAGGUCCAUAUGGUUAACAAGCUAGCUAGUCGACAUGUUAGAGUUGGGCUUGCGGAACCCAGUGAAGUUCCACGAUGCGACAUAUGCGAAAAUGCGCCUGCAUUUUUUUAUUGUGAUGUCGAUGGAAGUUCCCUCUGCAUGGCUUGUGAUAUGAUGGUCCAUGUUGGGGGGAAAAGAACACAUGGCCGGUAUCUCCUUUUAAGGCAGAGAGUUCAGUUUCCAGGGGACAAAUCUGGCCGUCCUGAUGAGGUGGCAUUGCAGUCCUCCAAUCCUGGUGAAACAAAAAUGGAAAAUCAUCAGCCACCUAAGAUAUUGUCGGGAAAUGAAAAUGGAAGAAAUAAUGCUGUCUUUUCAGUUCCAAUGCUAGGAAGUGAGACUGAUGGGGCUGGCAAAGCUGAAAGUAAGUUUAUUGAUCUCAAUGCUAAACCUAGAAGGACACUUGGACAAGCUUCAAGUAAUCAGGGACGUGAAAUGUCGAGCAAUCAUGAACCUGCAAGCGGAAUUCCAGUUGCAACCUUAAAAAGAGAACUUGACAAGUGACUAUAUAUACAAAAACACACUGCUAUAUCAUUGAAAGUCUUUACGUAUUCAAUUGCUGGAAAAAUAUUGUCGUGGUUUAUCUGCAAAAGCUCAGGCAGUAUCAAUUUCCAGAUCAGUUCUGAGCCAGAUUCAUCGAGAUUGUUACUUUCUGAAGCCAACGAGCACCAACUCCCCCAGAUACGACGCAGUGUUGACCCAAGUCAGUUCUACACUUUUGAUAUUCUAAAGAGGCCAAAACAUUGACAAGAUUAGAUCAUGGUGAUUCCAACAAAGUUUUGCUUUUAAGAAAAGUUUCCCGUUUGAAUAUCAUUGAACUGGGGUAGACUUGUGGCUAUUUUUAUUUUCUUUGUCCAGUUUUCAUAGUGUAACUGUGCAUCACCUCUGAGUAGUAGGCAAUUCUUCUUCUUCUUCUUCUUCCUUUUUAAUAUAUGAAACUGGAAACAUCCACUCUGAAUGAAAAGGCUACUGGUGUAAGGGUAUACUGUAUGCAUGCCAGGAAUUUGUGGUAUAAAACCUCCUAAUGGUUGCAUCAAUGGUGGAAUUUGGCUGCUCAGGUUAAGAUACCCUUUCAUCAUUCUAAAUAAUUCACCUUUGAAUAACAAGCAUCUACACUGACAAGUAUCAUUCUGUGAACGCUGACAGAGUGACAGCCAUCCCAGAGGAAAAAAAAAAAAUAUUGUAGUAAUGCUGCCCCAUCAUUCUCCCCCUUCUCUUUCAAUAGUGGUAAGGCAUGGGAGACGUUACAUUUAUGCAGAAUGUGACCUUAAGUUAUGGCUGGAACAAGAUUUGAUGGGUAAUUUCUACCCAUGAAAUGCUGUCAACUUGAUGUUCAACGUUUAUAUUUUAAGCUUCUGAGUUUGACGGAUAUAAUAGACAAAAGGUAACUCUUACAGCAUCGUCAGUUUGAGAUCGUGAUGCAACUGCGCUAUCUCUUGCACAGUCAGAAGAGUCAAGAUACCCACUUAAAUCCAGGAUUUGCCUCUUCCAGGAUUAGUUGAUUGGCUUUAUCACGACAUUGUAGGGAUUAGCUAUCCCCGUCGCGUUGUUGUAUAACUUUGAAGCAAUAUAAGUACUCCCUUUUGCACCAAAAAAAGAAGAGUCAAGAUACCCCAAACUAGGCUCAAUUCAAAUCUUGAUCAUCGAAUUAUCCAUGAAGUAGUUUUUUUUUUGGAUAAUGGAUCCAUGAAGUAGUUCGUUAAGGUCAUUUUGCAAUCUGGAAUGGUUAGACAUCAUUCAUUUGUUGACGGGUUAUAGCUUCAUGAUCAUCAUCAUCAGGUAAAGGGCACUUAUAAGCGUACUUUUACAUUAGAAGGACUCCCACUUUGUUAGUUCCAUUAUGUGGCAUCCCAAC
Messenger RNA from Oldenlandia corymbosa var. corymbosa, 2362 nucleotides. The record is from the annotation of a GenBank genome assembly. NCBI's taxonomy places the organism in Eukaryota, Viridiplantae, Streptophyta, Magnoliopsida, Gentianales, Rubiaceae.